AGGAGAGGAAGACCCAGAGGCCGCAGCCGCUUCGAAACUUCCAAGAUCGCGGAAAUCUUUAUGGACGAUCAGACAGUUAUCGUGUUGCCAUUACUCCAAAUGCUACAGAAAAUGUUGUUAAUGAAACUAAAUCAAAACCUCCAAAGAAGAAAAAUACAUUUUAUGGAAAAAAAGGAAAGCCUGAUUUGGAGGAACUCAAACAAGAAGUUUCAAUGGAAAACAGAUUUUAUUAUAAUAACAAACUAUUUAUGAGAAGUUACAUGAUGAAAUGUUUAACUAUAUAGAUGAGUUUCAUCUAGAAUUUCAGAAAAAGGAUGAACAUAAAAUACCUAUCCAGGAAUUAUACUCUCGAUUAGGAACAAAUCCAGACUCAGGCUUAACACAACAAGAAGCUAAACAUAUUUUGGAAAGAGAUGGACCAAAUGCACUCUCACCCCCUAAGAAAACACCAGAAUGGGUGAAAUUUUGCAAAAAUCUUUUUGGGGGAUUUGCACUUUUAUUAUGGAUAGGUGCUAUUCUUUGUUUUGUUGCAUAUUCUAUUCAGGCAGCUUCAUCUGAUGAACCUCCUGAUGAUAAUUUAUAUCUUGGAUUAGUGUUGUCUGUUGUUGUUAUUAUUACUGGCUGUUUCUCAUAUUACCAAGAAGCUAGAAGUUCACAAAUUAUGGAAUCUUUUAAGAAUAUGGUUCCUCAAUAUGCUACAGUAAUUCGAGAAGGUCAGAAACUUACCAUAGCUGCUGAAGGUGUUGUUUUAGGAGAUGUUGUAGAAGUUAAAGGAGGUGACAGAAUUCCAGCAGAUAUUAGAGUUAUAUCGUCUCAGGGUUUCAAAGUCGAUAAUUCAUCACUAACUGGAGAGUCUGAAGCACAGUCACGUUCACCAGAAAUGACAAAUGAAAAUCCAUUAGAAACUAGAAAUCUAGCCUUUUUCUCUACUAAUUGUGUUGAAGGUUGUGGACGUGGUGUUGUCAUUUAUACAGGAGACAGAACUGUAAUGGGUCGAAUUGCGAAUUUGGCUUCUGGUCUUGAGAUGGGAGAUACUCCUAUUGCUCGAGAAAUAGCUCAUUUUAUUCAAUUAAUUACUGGAGUAGCAGUGUUUUUAGGAAUUUCUUUCUUUUUUAUUGCAUUUAUUCUUGGUUAUCAUUGGUUAGAUGCUGUGAUUUUUUUAAUUGGAAUAAUUGUAGCAAAUGUGCCUGAAGGAUUAUUAGCAACAGUAACAGUAUGUUUAACUCUAACAGCAAAACGCAUGGCUUCAAAAAAUUGCCUAGUAAAGAAUUUAGAAGCUGUUGAAACUUUAGGAUCAACAUCAACUAUUUGUUCAGAUAAAACUGGUACAUUGACACAAAAUAGAAUGACCGUAGCACAUAUGUGGUUUGACAAUCAAAUUAUUGAAGCAGAUACUACUGAAGAUCAAUCAGGUAAGAUUUACUUAUAAAAAUAGUAUAUAUUAAACAGUAUAUUUAAUAUAAAAAGUUUUUUAUUUUAUAUUUCUAAGAAACAAGAUUGAU
Centruroides sculpturatus (bark scorpion) is the source of this 1502-nucleotide messenger RNA. RefSeq names its product sodium/potassium-transporting ATPase subunit alpha-like. The coding region runs from base 269 to 1429 and encodes 386 amino acids. Gene Ontology annotation, biological process: proton transmembrane transport; potassium ion import across plasma membrane; intracellular sodium ion homeostasis. The record is from RefSeq and is a predicted model, not a curated record. The transcript has 9 exons. Gene Ontology annotation, cellular component: membrane. Gene Ontology annotation, molecular function: ATP binding; P-type sodium:potassium-exchanging transporter activity; ATP hydrolysis activity. Lineage: Eukaryota; Metazoa; Arthropoda; Arachnida; Scorpiones; Buthidae.